AUGGUCGAUUCAGGCGUCGUGACGCUGCAACCGAGCGGGCGGCAACUGUUCGUCUCGGUCAUCGACGGCCUCACAUCCGAUGCUCCGACGUUGUUCUGUCAGUCUCAGCUUACUCUCUCGGCGGUAGAGGCACUAGCCCAGUUCAAUGGUUUUCUGAACCUGCCGUAUGAUGCCUUCUCACAGUCCUCCACGGCCUGGGAUCAUCCCAUACCUUCUACGAGGCCGCGCUCUCGCAAAGCACCUCUCGACUCAUCUCGUACGACUUCAACGGCCACGGACUUUCCCCCCUACAAACCCCUCUGUCGAUCGAUUCCUUGGCCAAUGAUCUCAAGGAAUUGAUGGAUCAUUUUGGAGUCGAGAGCGCAAGAGGAAUCGUCGCCCAUUCGAUGAGUGGAUUGGUCGCAACUACUUUCGCGAGCAAGUGGCCCGAGAAGGUUGAGAAGCUCGGUAAGGACAACGUUGCGGCUCCCCUUGGCGUGGCUUUACAUAGGGUGGCGGUGGAAGCUGAUCUCGGCCUUCCGCGUCCCGCCUUCUCUGAACCCUCGUGUGAAAAAAUCAGUCCUCCUCGGCCCCAUGUCCGCCCUCCCCGACUCGACCCAAGCCGUCAUGAGACAACGAGCAGCGACCGUUUCUUCAUCCGGGCUUUCGUCUAUUGUCUCCAAAAUCGCCGAAUCCGCCACUUCUUCGCGCACCAAGAAAGAGUCACCCUUGACGCUGUCACUGAUUCGAGCGCUCGUGCUCGGAACGAACCCCCAAGCUUAUGCCGCUGCGUGUGAAGCUUUAGCGAGCGCCCAAGAUCCCGACUAUACCCAGAUCCGAAGCAAAAUGGUCGUUAUUGGAGGAUCGGAAGAUUAUCUCAGUGAUGGGAAGAUGAUCGACGCCAUUGUGGGCAAGAUCAAUGCGCCGAGAUCGACCGAGAGCUCUGUGGGCCUGGCGAGCAAAGUCGUCCUCGAGGGUGUGGGACAUUGGAUUGCGAUUGAGGAUCCGAAGAGGGUUGCGCAGGAGUUGAACAAGUGCUUUGGAAUAUGA
Molecule: messenger RNA, 1029 nt
Organism: Microbotryum saponariae
Lineage: Eukaryota; Fungi; Basidiomycota; Microbotryomycetes; Microbotryales; Microbotryaceae
Source: the annotation of a GenBank genome assembly